AGAGAAGCGACUGGUUUCAGUCGCCGCUUUUGAAAAUUUAUAGUUUCUUUGACAGGAAAGGUCGAGGCUAUUGACUUCUUUGUAUUGUACAAAAAGUCUAUUGAAACAGCAGAGAGACUGAGGUCACUUCAUCGCCAUCAACGACGCAGAAGUACAAAAAUAAAAGAGUUCACUUCGUGAACGAAAGCACCACUAUAUUCUAGAAAUUGCAAUUGACCACAUCGUGGUGAACGUGAUCAUGUUAAGUACUCAGUUGCUCUGACAUGUUUUUCAAUUAACCAAAAAGCGAAAGCAAACACACCUCCAAAAUGUCGUGCUUCGGCCCUCGUGAAACGAAUCAGUUCCUCUUGCUGGGACCGGAGAAUGCGGGCAAGACGACGCUUUUGUACAAGCUAAAGCUUGCAGAUAAUUGGAAGAAACUGGAGAUCAUCCGAGACAUGAAAGCUGUCAAGGAAAAAGAAAACUUCGGGUAUCCCACUCUACAGUUGAUUAUGAAUAGGUCGUUUCACUAAUUCUACUUCGAUCUUUGUUGGUCGUUGUAUCUUCUAGAUGAUGAACCUUUGAUACAGCCGGGAUUGUGAUCAAAGCGCCUGUUGCUUUAAGUCGGUUUCAUACGAACUCGCACAUCUUGUAGGUUUCACUACGAGGAAUUUCGCGGGUCGAAAAUGACUUACGGCAUUUGGGAUCUCCCUGGGAAGAAAGCAGCGCGACCUCUCUGGCCGAUUUUUUAUCGCUACAUUCAAAUCGACGCGGUCUUGCUGUGCAUGGACAAGAUGCUGCUUUUUGAUCAAUCUGCGGCGGCUUUGGAGACGGUGGAGGAAAUGAAGCAACUCCUCGCUUUUAUGGUACACGAGCCCGAGUUGCGUCCAGCGGCGUUUGCGAUUCUUCUCAAUGAAAAAGAUAACGGUCCCUUGCUAGAGGAUCUGACGUAUUUAUUGCUUCCUUGCCUCAGUGUCAGUACUGAAAAAUUAGUCUAUUGAAUGUAAGUCUUUGAAAUUGAAUGUCAAAGAACUCAAACCAGCCUUUUUGUUUGUUUGUUUCGCAACAGGGAUAACGACGUUCGCGAAAUCCUCGGAAUCCCUGAAUUGCAGCUGGUUAGCGAAGACAGAAUAAAGGUUUUUACAUUGAACACGGCCGAUGUUGCAGAGAAUAGCGGUGUGUGGCCUAAAGUCAUGGACUUCACUCGUCGACAAAUCAUGUCGGCGGCCAAAGACUGA
Amoebophrya sp. A25 is the source of this 1217-nucleotide messenger RNA. NCBI's taxonomy places the organism in Eukaryota, Dinophyceae, Syndiniales, Amoebophryaceae. The record is from the annotation of a GenBank genome assembly.